AUGAACGUCGAAAUGGAAACCGAUUUCUUCGAUGGAAAAUCUGUUCUGGAAAUCGGAUUCGUUACCGGACUCCCAUCAGUUUACGCCUUUGAAAAUGGAGCUGAUGAGAUUGCGAUGCACACUAUCGAUAAAACAAGUUUGGAGCUGUACUGUAAACCAACGCUCAAGAGAAACAAUAUCCCUAAAAAUAAGACCAAGCUCACUUGUGGAACAAUGGAAGAGCUCAGAAACUUUUUGGGUGGAAAGAAGUACGAUAUCAUUUUGGCACCGGAUCUUCUCAACCGCUCCGAAGCUGAGUUUGAAGUUGUUCAUAAGAUUUUGCACCAAGGAUUGUCCUAUGAUGGCAUUUGGUGA
Molecule: messenger RNA, 354 nt
Organism: Caenorhabditis briggsae
Lineage: Eukaryota; Metazoa; Nematoda; Chromadorea; Rhabditida; Rhabditidae
Exons: 1
Coding region: 1-354 (117 amino acids)
Source: RefSeq, a predicted model, not a curated record